AUGGCCGCCAGCUCCUCCACUGAGGUCGGCCCCGAGGACAUGUUCCGGCCUAUUGGUGAUGAGUAUUUUACAUUCAUCACCAAGUGCCAGGACCCCAAGGCGUGCACGGUGCUGCUCAGGGGACCCAGCAAGGAUAUCCUGAAUGAGGUGGAGAGGAACCUUCAGGACGCCCUUGGAGUGGCCCGGAACUUGGCCCAGGAGCCCCGUCUGGUCCCUGGGGGCGGCUCGGUGGACAUGGCAGUCUCUAACUUCCUGCAGCAGAAGGCCAAGGGGGUGUCAGAGGUGAGGCAGUGGCCCUAUUCUGCUCUUGCCCAGGCCCUUAAGAGCUGUCUUGAAAUGCUCCUAAACUGUCUUAAUAUGCCCCUAAAUUCCCUGAACUGUCUUGAAAUGCCCCUAAAAUUCCCUGAACUGAUGGAGAGCUUCGGAUACCACACGGAGUGGGGUGAAGGAGCCAUGGGGAUGCCUGAAGGAGGGGCAGUGAAGGAGGGAGGCCUAGAGAUGAAGGAAAUGUAG
This is a messenger RNA of Scylla paramamosain (green mud crab), 513 nucleotides long. RefSeq lists its product as uncharacterized. The record is from RefSeq and is a predicted model, not a curated record. Gene Ontology annotation, molecular function: ATP-dependent protein folding chaperone; ATP binding. The transcript is spliced from 5 exons. The coding region runs from base 1 to 513 and encodes 170 amino acids. Lineage: Eukaryota; Metazoa; Arthropoda; Malacostraca; Decapoda; Portunidae. Gene Ontology annotation, biological process: protein folding. Gene Ontology annotation, cellular component: chaperonin-containing T-complex.